AUGUGGAGACGAUCGUUAAAUGGUGGCUUACCACCGCUCAUGGCUUUCGUUAAACGAUCCACAAUCAUCAGAUUCGCUUCUAAUCUCGGCGAUCGAUUGAAGACAUUGAACGAUGGCAAACAAUUCCAACAGGCACUUCAACUUUUUCAUCAACAUCAAAAAAACAACAACGAAACUCUGUCAAGUUCGGCGAUUGCGCAAGGUCUGAAAUCAUGUGCUCGUCUCAAAGAUAUUCGAAGUGGUAAAGCGAUUCAUGAUCUUGUUUCCUCACGCACGAAGGAAAAUGAAUACAUAGUGACAUCACUCAUCCAUAUGUACAUGCAAUGUGGUGAUAUUCGAAGCGCUGAAACACUGUUUCAUGGCACAGAGACAAAAGUUCCAUCUGUGUACGGUGCGAUGAUGAAGGGAUAUCUGACAAACAGUGAAGCACAGAAAGCAUUCGAAGUUUUUCAUGAAAUCCAAACACCGAGUGAGGUGAAUCUUAUUGUAUUCUUCCAAGUUUGUGCCGUUCUGAAGACGCAACCAGCAUUGGACGCCAUGAAAAAGAUGUUACAGCAAACGCCAACAAAUUUCCAUUCAAAUCAUCGCCUGGUUACAUCGUUGUUGAAUGCAUUGGUGGAAUGUGGAGAUGUAGAGCUCGCUGAGAAGAUAUUUGACUCCAUAAAGGCAAAGCAACUUCCUAUGUAUGGUUAUAUUGCGAGUAAUCAAGCACAAAAGGCCAUUGAUCUAUUCAAGAGGAUCGAUCGUCCUGAUGCGAUUAUUAUAAAUCUCCUCUUCAAUGCUUGUGCGCAGCUACGAACGCCAGAAGCUUUAAGUUUAGUUAAACAGACUUACAAGAACAUGUCGUCGUCAUUUUAUUCAAAUGACUAUGUAACCACUUCCUUGCUAGAUGCACUGGUCAAAUGUGGAGAUACGUCCACUGCGAAGGUCGUUUUCUCCAAAAUGAGAAGACCGGUGAUCGCCUACGCAAAUCUGAUGACCGGAUUCAACGACCAAAGAGAAGGAAAACAAACGAUGCAAUUGUUUUACCAAAUGAAACGUGAAGGGUUAGAGCCAGAUAUCAUCACUUCCUUGUGUGUUAUCAAAGCAUUAGCACUCACCGGCGAUCUUUCACUUAUCGAAGAAACAAUCAACCAACUACCUCAAUCGAUUCUUCUUGAUACUCAGAUUCGCAAUGCUUUGAUCGAUAUGUGGGGUAAAACUGGAUGUGUAGACAAAGCACAAGAGAUUUACGCGAACAUUUCUGAGCCAGACGCAUUUACAUACACAACGAUGAUUAACUCAUAUGGGCUCAAUGGAAUGGGCAUGCAAGCUCUUGAACUGUUCUCUCAAAUGCCCAAAGAGUUCAUUCGUGAAGUCACUUAUAUUUGCAUAUUGAAUGCAUGUUCACACUCUGGUCUUGUUGACGAAGCUCGCUCAAUCUUUCAAACGAUUGAAUCGAAAACACCGACAGUGUGGACAACCAUGGUUGAUUGCCUUGCUCGUGCAUCUUUGUUCGAUGAAGCACAGACGUUGAUCGAGGAAUUCGAACGUUCGCAUCCAGCCGCAAUGACUAUGCACAUGGCGUUGUUGUCGGGUGCAAGAAAUGAUAAGAAUGCUCAGCUAGCACAGACUAUCUGUGAUCGACUGAAGAGAUUGUUCCCAUCCACGAAAGAUUCCUUGACAGCAGCUAAAGUUCUUCUUGCGAACACUUACGCAUCGUGUGGUGACAUCGGGAAAGCAUCAGAUAUUCGAAUUCAACUCACCAAAUCCGGUGCAAAGAAGAAGAUCGGUACAUCAACGACUGUAGUUGAUGGAGAAAUUUAUGAAUUUCGCGCUCAUGACACAUCUCAUCCUCGAUCAGACGAAAUCUAUCGCGAAGUGCAGAAAAUCUCAGAAGAAUUAGUCGCACAUGGCCAUGAGUACGAUUCUAGUUGGAUAACUCGAACGAUGGGUAAAGACGAAAGUGUCGAAUCGGUUCUCUGUGGUCAUAGUGAGCGACUUGCGAUGGCAUGGAAUUUCGUGGCUAAUCCUCACGCGAAAAGAAUUCAAAUCACGAAGAACUUGAGAGUGUGUGGCGAUUGUCAUCGAGCAACAAAGUUGAUCGCAGCGAUUCGUCAAUGUGAAAUAAUACAGCAAGAACAGAAAAGAGACUUAAUUGAAGUUAUUGUCUUCUUUAUCCGAGAGAUGCCUUCCCUAACGUCUCUUGUUCCAUUUGACUGGUUCGAAAUUCACAGUAAAUCUCGCUCACCUCCGCUACGUGUCAGCCAUUCGACCACAGUUGUCGCUUUUUCUUCAAUCGUCUAUGUUCUUGAUGAAGUGAAUCGCGUGGCGUUUCUAGUUUUCAAAACAUGGUCGUGUGUUCCAGCAUAUGGAUCACUAACUGAGCAGCGCCAUGGUCAUUGUUUGUUAUCACUUGACAAAGAACGUCUCUACCUUCAAGCCCGUGCAGCACAUGGCGGUGAUUCGAUCGAAACGACAUCAGCGUUUUUCAUCUUUGGUGGAUUAGCAGCAAGUGGUCAAGCACUCAACGACACAUAG
Messenger RNA from Adineta ricciae, 2520 nucleotides. The record is from the annotation of a GenBank genome assembly. NCBI's taxonomy places the organism in Eukaryota, Metazoa, Rotifera, Eurotatoria, Adinetida, Adinetidae.